AUGACCGACUCUCUCAAUCCUCCCCUCUCCUACGAGGCUUCGGCCACUACCACCCAUCCCCAUGAGGCCGAUUCCCUCCCUUCCGAGGUGGUUGUCUGCCUGAAGAACUCCCGCUUCCUUCAUCUGGCAACAUGUGAUAACCUCACCCCUCAUAUCUCCCUGAUGUCCUAUACAUAUCUCCCCUCAACCCCCUACGACCCUUACCCAACAAUCAUCAUGACCACGAACCCCGCAUCGCGAAAGACGAACCACCUCCUCUCAAACCCACGCAUCUCCCUCCUCGUCCACGACUGGGUCUCGCACCGCCCACCGACCCGAGCUCCGAAUCCCGACGGUCGUGAGGGCUCUCCCCCACCCGCAGCGAGCCGGUCGUCGCUCGCCAGUCUCCUCCUCAACCUAAACACGAGCGCAUUGUCCAGCAUCUCCACCACAAUCUGCGGCGAGGCCCGCUUCUUGGAACCUGGCUCGGAUGAAGAGAAGUGGUGCAAGGAGAGACAUUUGGAGAAUAAUACUUUUGAAGAGGAGGAGAUUACCUUUGGUCAGCAGCAGCGCGGGGAUCCGAAUCAGAGACGCCCGAGUAUGUCGAUUGAUAGCGAUGUGCGUGUGGUGACGGUGCAAGUGCGUGAGGGCCGGAUUGCUGAUUGGAAGGGUGGAGUGAGGGAUUGGGUCUUGCUUCCUCGGGAACAGGAGCAGGCUGGUCUCGUCAAUGGUGUAUAA
Molecule: messenger RNA, 717 nt
Organism: Penicillium waksmanii
Lineage: Eukaryota; Fungi; Ascomycota; Eurotiomycetes; Eurotiales; Aspergillaceae
Product: pyridoxamine 5'-phosphate oxidase family protein
Exons: 2
Coding region: 1-717 (238 amino acids)
Cellular component (GO): cytoplasm; nucleus
Source: RefSeq, a predicted model, not a curated record